This is a messenger RNA of Arachis duranensis, 1485 nucleotides long. RefSeq names its product mediator of RNA polymerase II transcription subunit 28. The coding region runs from base 599 to 1033 and encodes 144 amino acids. NCBI's taxonomy places the organism in Eukaryota, Viridiplantae, Streptophyta, Magnoliopsida, Fabales, Fabaceae. Gene Ontology annotation, biological process: regulation of DNA-templated transcription. The transcript is spliced from 4 exons. Gene Ontology annotation, cellular component: mediator complex. The record is from RefSeq and is a predicted model, not a curated record.
UUUCAUUCAGAAAGAAAUCACACAAACCCAGCCAAAAAACCCUAGCACUGUAAGCCUACCCCACCGCCGCAAGGAGUGGCAUACUGCCGCCGUCCAUUGCACUCAAAGUUCGCCAUCCGUCCGUCUAUCUAGCUUCCCUCGUGCUCCAAGUCUUCAACCCCUGUUCGCUGUCACCGAUCGCGGCUGCUUCCUCGAGCUCGGCGUCCGUCGUCUUUGUCUGCUCAGCCGCGCUUCCGUCGCCGUUUGUGUGCCGUUUACGUUCGCGUUUCUGUCGUCUUCGUUCGCGUUCUUCGUCUUUCAAGUUUGCUCGGCGUUCACCGUUCGCGUUCACUCGCCGUUCACCGUUCGAGUUCGCAUUCGCGUUCGUCUGGAAGCCACGUUGCUCUGCUUCAAAUUCUGCGACCAACCCGCGCGCUCCACCUAGCCGUCGAACUGCUCUCUUUUGUCGCCGCCUUGAACUAUGGUUAGACCGGUUGGACCAGUAACUAGAGCAGUUUGAUGACUGGUCCGGUUUUCAGAACCUUGCUCAAACUACAUCACUUCAAUUGAAACUGCACUCUGCAAUAUCUUUGAAGAAUCAGACUUCUUAAAGGGGUAGAUGGGUGAUCGGCAAUUAGGUGAGCAACAACAGCAGGGGGUUGAUCAGCAACUAGCAUCUUCUCCCGCUGCUUCUACAAAGGAUGAUAUGGUUUCUUCUGUUAUGGCUUUGGAGGCUGCUUUGCUUCCCUGUUUGCCUGCCCGUGAACUUCAAGCUAUUGACCGUUCUCCCCACCCUUCCCAUCAGAUUGAUGUGGAUAGGUAUGCUAGAGAUUUUAUGGAGGCUGCCAAGAAGUUACAGCUUCAUUUUAUUAGUCUGCAACGUGAGGAUAAGCCGACUAAAGUUGAAAUGCUUAGAAAGGAUAUCACUCUCAUGGAAGAAGAACUUGACAGGAAAAAUGAGCUGAUAAAGAAACAAGAAAGUUUAGUUCUGGAGUGGAAAAAAGAGUUGAAAGAGCAAAUGGACAAACACAAGACUGAGUUGGAAAGGGUCUAGCGUAAGCUCAGGUCACCUUUGUAAUACCGGCCACACAUGUAUUAAGUUAGCAGUUUAUGUUAUAUAUUUUAUCUUCUUUUGGGGGCAAGUUUUAAUUGAUGAUUAGCCACGCCGCAAAACAUGAGUUGUUAGAUGAGAUGAUUCAGAACCCAGUUUGUUUAAUUUUGAUGAUGAAAGCUGAGGAGGCAGGAGUAUUAUGUGCUUGCUAAGUCGCAAGUCAAUAUGAGGAAUGCAGGGAUUGAAUAUGGAGCUCGUCAACUGGACGAUGUCCUUGUAGAAUUCUCUCCCGAAAACAUACAAGACUUUCGAGUCAUUGACAAAUUGAAUUGCACCUCAUGAGAGUUUGACUUUUUAGGAAAUAUAACUCAACAAAAUGUAUUAUUUGUAUGUUAUAAUUGAUUUUGGACUAGACUUUUGAAACUUCUCUAUUGAAUGGUUCAGUUUUCUGGAAA